UGGUCAUCUGAUCGCCCUCGCCCGAGGUUUCGGGUGGCGGCUCCUUUAAGAAAGCGGAACUGAUCCUCGGCUUUUGACGCGCUGAGGAUGUGGGCAGGAAACGCCAUGCAAGAGGGGAGAAGCGAUCACGCUUCCCAGCAGCGUUGCACAAUGCAGUGCGACCAAAAUGUGCUUUAAUCCGCCACGCUGAUGUCCAGGAGCGGUCACUCUCCUCGGAUCUCGCAGCUCGGGCUCGGAGGGUUCGCCGGUGUGGGAUUGGACUCCUGUCCCAGCGAGAGGGCAGCCUCCCCAGCCUGCUGGGUUUGAAAACAUCGGGGCUGGUCAGCGGGUGGGAGAGAGGAGGCUUCGUCGCGGAAAAAGGAGGUGUCUGCCUUUUCUUACCCCCCCACCCCCCCACCCCCUUUAGCCAUGAGGGAGUACAAAGUGGUUGUUUUGGGGUCGGGUGGAGUCGGCAAAUCCGCGCUGACGGUCCAGUUCGUGACGGGCUCCUUCAUCGAGAAGUACGACCCCACGAUAGAGGAUUUCUACAGGAAGGAGAUCGAGGUGGACUCGUCCCCGUCGGUGCUGGAGAUCCUGGACACGGCGGGGACCGAGCAGUUCGCCUCCAUGCGAGACCUGUACAUCAAGAACGGGCAGGGCUUUAUUCUGGUCUACAGCCUGGUCAACCAGCAGAGCUUCCAGGACAUCAAGCCGAUGAGAGACCAGAUCAUCCGGGUGAAGAGGUACGAGAGGGUGCCCAUGAUCCUGGUGGGGAACAAGGUGGACCUGGAGGGGGAGAGAGAGGUGUCUUCCGGGGAAGGCAAGGCGCUGGCCCAGGACUGGAACUGCCCGUUCAUGGAAACUUCAGCCAAAAAUAAAGGAUCGGUCGACGAACUGUUUGCAGAAAUAGUCAGACAGAUGAACUAUUCGACUGUUCCCAGUGGUGGCGACAAGUGCUGUUCAUGUGUCGUGCUCUAAAAAAAAAAAAAUAAAAAAAAAUACAUUAAAAAAAGAAAUAAAAUAAAAAACAAAAAUCAUACAGAACCAGUGCAUCCGGGCUGAAUUUGAGCUUAGUACUUGUCCCGCAGGCUUUUUGCAAAAGUAUUCUCUCUCCUCACACUGUUGUCUUAUUGUUGCACACAAACAAAAAUCGACGACGACAACAAUCGAUUAUGUAUAAUAGUCUGGAAAAGUGUUUACAUGACAAAGUACUUGAAUGUUUUGGGAUUUUUUUAUAGCUUUGUAUUUGACACUUCUCUGGAAAUGUGCCUCAAUGGGAAUGUCUUAUUGUGAAACCUAAGAGACACGUAUUUUCUGUUGUUCUCUCUCUCUUUUUGUGGUUUUACUUGUUGAGUUGUACUGUUGCAUCUUCUGGGCUGGGUCCAUCUGUCUUGGAGCUUAUUGGUGGUGGUGGUGGUGGUGGUGUUACUGGGGGUUAUUAGGCCGAAUCCCCAGGCAGAGACGGGAUUGGUCACCUUUAGGGGCUUUUGACUGAAGGGGGGCCUGAAAGUAUCUAAAAUCGCUCCAUAAAUUUAUCAAUCACCGCUCAAGCCUUGCACAGGUUCAUUAAAUCCAAUCUCAAUUUUCCCGCAAAAGGUCAAGUGUGAUCUAAGAGGCACAGACCCACCCACUAAGAUACUGUAUUUGAAGCUUUGGACUGUGGUGGAGUUGUGUUAACGCCUACGUAUUUUUGUAUUUUUGUCGUUUUUUUUACCCCCACCCCCCCCCAUCUCCGGUCUGGUGAAAGUGGAUUUAUCAUGGAGCUUGCACUUAGCUGAUGGUGUCCCUCCUCAGUGUGCACAAACACAAGGACCUUAGUGCAUUGCUGUCGCUGCAUGGGGAAAAGCCAUGACCCCAUGUCAAGUGCCUUCCCAAGAAAACUCCUGUGACUGUGCCAACUGAUGAGCCCUACUUCCUCUGCAGUGCGUCUUGAUGGCAAUCAGAACUUUUAAGCAGUUUUCAGUAUAGUCUCUAGUCUCAUUUGGUGUGAAAGUUAGAAGCGCCUCCUCCUAUUUUACUGUCAGGAAGCUAAGCUUGUAACAGACCUGCUGUUUCUGGGUCAGAUUCAGGCCGUUUCUCGAGGUACUAGUCCAACAAGAACAUUUUGUUGGCAAGCCAUGUCUGUCUGUAUUAUCUAGACUUUUUUUUCUUUUCUAAAAAUGUGACAUUUUUGACUUACCUUAAUUGUAAUUCUCCCUUUGGGCAAAUCUUCUGCCAUCCACUUGUCAGUUUGAAAGACUUGUAAUACAAAAUGCAUUUUA
This is a messenger RNA of Xiphias gladius (swordfish), 2240 nucleotides long. RefSeq names its product ras-related protein Rap-2b-like. The coding region runs from base 409 to 957 and encodes 182 amino acids. Gene Ontology annotation, cellular component: plasma membrane. The record is from RefSeq and is a predicted model, not a curated record. Gene Ontology annotation, molecular function: GTPase activity; GTP binding; GDP binding. NCBI's taxonomy places the organism in Eukaryota, Metazoa, Chordata, Actinopteri, Istiophoriformes, Xiphiidae. Gene Ontology annotation, biological process: negative regulation of cell migration; Rap protein signal transduction. The transcript has a single exon.